CAUGCGCGUGCACACACACACACGCACAUAGAGGAGGCAGUGUCAGAAGUAGCACAUGCUGAGUAACAUACCGACCUGAAAACUACCAGCAUAAAGAUGGAGUUUGCCUGCAGUCAUGUUGUCUGUAACUGGAGGCCUGAGAGUCUAGCAGAAGGUCUUUCCUCCACGCUGCCCACUGGAUUGUCCAGACAAAAAUCAGAGCAUCCUUAUGACAAUCGCAUUGCUGUCAUCCCAAAGCCUAUCCCUCCUUUAACACCACCGCCUGUACCUCCUCGCCGGUCGACACAGAAACAUACACGACCUAUUUCAAUGCCACCUCCAGUACCACCUCGAGGAUUAGAGGGUAAAGGACAGGCCAGUAUUAAAGCCAAUGUCAAUGUGGUGUUACUCAAGGUUGGGAGUCUUGUGGACAUAAACAAAGCAUCUAGUAUACAGAGCAUUCAGAAACCAGUGCACUGUGGAAAAUGUAGAGCUGUCAUGUCCUCUGUAAGCCACUCACAAACUGGCCCAAUUACAUCAACAUGGUCUUGUGAGUUUUGUGGUAAUCAGAAUGCUCUCUCUCAGAGCGAGUUAAAAAUGGGACGUUCUCCUCUGUGGACUCCGCCAGGCAGAGACGUGCUGUAUGUAGAUGAGGAGAUAGACACAGACUAUAUGAACCUAGAGGACAUGCUGGUGGUCUUCUGUGUGGACAUUUCUGGUAGCAUGAGUGUCACAUCAGAGGUGUCUCCUGGUAACAGCAUGAGAUCACCCACCUAUGUAUCACGACUGCAGGGUGUCCAAGAGGCCCUACAGUUGGCACUGUCUUCACUGCUAAAAUCAUCACCACACCGUCGAGUAGCACUCGUCACUUUUAAUGAUGAGGUGACCGUGUAUGGGGACGGUACUGGAGUUCCUCUGUGUCUGCGGGACUGGGCUCUAGUAGACUAUGAUCACGUCAGAGAGCAAGGAGAGAAGUACACCACACCACACUGCAUUGCUGAAACCUUCCAGUGCCUCACACAAAGAAUCAAAGAAUUAAGAGAGCAUGGAGCCACAGCACUAGGUCCUGCAGCACUCAUCUCUGUUGCUAUGGCCUCUCAGUUUACAGGUUCAAAGGUUAUAAUUUGUACAGACGGACGGGCAAACAUCGGCCUGGGCCAGUUAGAACAGGAUUGUGCAGAUUCAGUAUAUUUCUACAACCAGUUAGCCAGUCAUGCAGCAGAAAAAGGAGUGAUCGUAUCAGUGAUGACAUUUGAGGGAGAGGACUGCAGCCUUGCAGAAGUGGGAAAACUAGCUGACCACACAGGGGGCAGGAUCAACAGAGUCAACAUUUGUACAGUUGGAUCAGAAAUUCAGACAGCAGUGGCUGAUAAUGUCUUAGCAACUAAUGUUGAGGCCACUCUGCUUGCACCUCACGGCGUAUAUUACCCUUUUGAGGAGGACAACCACAGGCUGGUUAGAGAGAUUGGAAAUGUUACAAGUGGAGUGGAGAUCACUUUCCAGUUUGCUGUCAAACCAGACAGAGUUGAGAGUUUUCAGAGAAGAGACCGAGUUCCUUUCCAGCUGCAGCUGUCUUUCAAAACACGAGAUUUGAAAAAAGUAACCAGAGUCAUCACUCAGCAGAAGCGUGUGACCACCAGCAGCUGGGUGUGGGCAGGGAGCCUGAACAUGGCUGUGCUGGGCGUUCACUGUGCCCAGCUAUGUGCUCGACUCACCAUGGAGGGCAGGAUCCAGGAAGCUCAAAGUCAACUCAAAGCCCAGCAGGACCUCCUCAGAGACAUCAGUGAACAGAAGCCAAGUCCUAAAGAAGAGAGUAUCUAUGGAAAUUGGAUCAGUACAAUGAGUAUGAUCUGUGAAGACCUGAACCCUGAGACACAGACCAACAGAAGCAGCGCCGCCAUUUGUUCCACACGACAACUUUCCACUGGUUUGUCAGAUGAGGCAGCAGAAGUGGUAUACCAAAUGAAGAGGGUGACAAGCGUGGGCCAGAGGGAGGAGAAAGCAGCUUAUUAGAAGUAAUUUUGAAAGUUGAGCAGAAGGUGGACUUAUUGUCAGCUCAAUAGUGAGUAACAUGAUUAAAAGCAGACCAGUAAACAGUCUGAAGUCUUUGUGUAUCAGUAGUGGAAUAUUUUAUCUUGUAUGCUGGGUAGCAAUCUCUGUUAUCAUCACUUACUAAAUUAUGGAGACUACAGACAACUUUAUUUAUCUAUCAGCAUUUCUGCUAGAUAGAUAGAUACAAAAUGUUUUCUCAUUACAGUGUCUGUACAAGGACAUAAUGCAGACAGUGCCUCAUUAUGUAUCAUUCUGUUAUAAAUAAGAUCGUUAAAAGGUCUAUCAGAUAGUCCAAGUUUGGGCAAAGUUGUUUUAGUUCAGUACAAUAGUGGCUUUCGAAGCAGUUUGUAUUUCAUUAAGAAAUUUUCAUAUUUCAAUAAAUAUUCAUUCUCUGACUGACCUGGAUUUUGUUGUAGAGUACAGGAUAUUUUAUUUAAGUAUUUAAAUGACCUGUAUGGACAACACAGUGGCUCAGCGAGUACUGUUGGAACUUCACAACUCCAGAUUUAAAUCCAGAGUUACUGUAUGUGUAGAGUUUGUCAUGUUCUUUGUGGAUUCCUGUUAUAUAUACUAUAUACUAUAUAUACACUAUAUACUAUACAUAAAUCUAUUAUAUACUAAAUUAGAUAAAUAGACACUUGACCAGCAAACCCAUAUGUGAGCCUUCCCCACCUGUUCCCACAAGCUGGAAGCACAUAACUGUAUAGAACAUCUUUGUAUGCUGUCGCUUUAAGAUUUCUCCUCACUGGCUUUUUAAAAAGAUUUGGAUCUUUUUAAAAAUGCACAUGUGUAUAGUGGUCAGAUGUCUGCAAAUGUUUGGCCAUAUUUAAUUAAAAAAUAAACAUUAAAAAACAUAAAUGUGUGAGUAUGGCAUGUUUGAGUGUGAUGCCCUGAUGAACUGAUGGCAUGAUUUUCCAUGGCCUGGGAGGGGAGAUGAAGGGGAAAGGAAACAAAUAAUGAAUGUUAAAUGAUAAAAAAUAAAUCAUAGUGUACUUUAAAUAUUUUAAUAAAUGGUUUUGAUGUUCUAGCCACAAAAACAUCAGUUUUUCAGUGUGUCAAAGUUCUUGUUUUAAAAUCUAAUUAGAUUUAAGGAUAUGGAAUCUGUAUGUGUAAAGUAAAGCAAAAGAAAACCGUCCAGUAAUGUUUACUGUUUUGUGAAUUAUGUGCCAUUCUACUUGCUAAG
This is a messenger RNA of Hemibagrus wyckioides, 3214 nucleotides long. RefSeq names its product circularly permutated Ras protein 1. Gene Ontology annotation, cellular component: endoplasmic reticulum exit site; COPII vesicle coat. NCBI's taxonomy places the organism in Eukaryota, Metazoa, Chordata, Actinopteri, Siluriformes, Bagridae. Gene Ontology annotation, molecular function: zinc ion binding; SNARE binding. The transcript is spliced from 20 exons. The coding region runs from base 97 to 1992 and encodes 631 amino acids. Gene Ontology annotation, biological process: endoplasmic reticulum to Golgi vesicle-mediated transport; intracellular protein transport; COPII-coated vesicle cargo loading. The record is from RefSeq and is a predicted model, not a curated record.